This is a messenger RNA of Ilyonectria robusta, 568 nucleotides long. RefSeq lists its product as uncharacterized. The record is from RefSeq and is a predicted model, not a curated record. Lineage: Eukaryota; Fungi; Ascomycota; Sordariomycetes; Hypocreales; Nectriaceae. Bases 85 to 453 code for a protein of 122 amino acids. The transcript has a single exon.
AAGGGGACGUGGUGACCAAGAAAACAAUCCCAAUAUAAAACCUGGUUUGGAUAGUCCCCAAUGCCCGUCUAGCCAUGCCGAAAAAUGAAAUCCACAAUUAAUCCCACAAUCCUCUCUGUUGGAGCCAUCCUAGUUUCCAGCCUGGUCGUCGCCUAUCGUUCCGUCCCACCCUUAUCCUGUCCCGUCCUGUCCAGUCCGUUUGCCUCGUUUGUCCGAAGCCCUUUCUGUGUCCUUGGUAACGAAACCAGUUUCCUCUUGUCCAAAUGCGCUUCCGAUUCCAUACCUCGCAGAUCCACUUUGCCGAAUCCUGCCCCUUUGAUUUGUCCCGGUCCGUGUGAUAUAAUAGAUUCACGAAAUAAAAACAAAAAAGAGCUUCAGCCCACCGUUGGGCUUCCACUGCUUCAUGUCCAACGAGCUCCCUUGACGCCAAUAAUCCAGUCUCCCCUUUCCUAAUUGCGCCCUUGCGCCUUUUUACACAUCGUAGUCGUUGUUGCUUGCAAUGGAUGUGGUGGGUGGUGAUAUGUCUCGCAUCAGGUAUCGCUGUUCCUCGUUCGCAGCCGCGGCCUCA